UACUGACCCACUCGCAUUUUGUCCCUCGUUAGUUCAGUUUAUAAUUAACAUUGACACAAACACGUCGAGAUGUUUCUUAAAAUUUUGUACGUAUUUACCGUCUUUUUGUGUGUCGCACACGCGAAGAGUGUUAUAGUCGGCCAUGUUUAUAAGCAAGGAAGUAUACAUAAGGUUUACGAGAAAACAGUGGAGACAAGUGGCAUACCGUUGAUUAAGAAGACCGAAGAAGUGUACUUUGAGUAUCCGCUGGAUGAUCAAAUGAUUAAAGGUGUCGCUGUAAUGGACCUGGACAACGGUCUGGCAGAGUCGUCUAUAAACUCUGGCGGCCUUGGGUUUAACUUCGUCAACAUCACAUUGAAGAGUGAGAGGGGCUUAGGGCUCAGGUUCCGCAUAGAGGUAUACGCGUGAUCCUAGCGGACGCGAUGAAUUGUUGUGGAUGUUUGUAUUUUUAAAUUAAAGUAUCACAAGUAA
Molecule: messenger RNA, 471 nt
Organism: Galleria mellonella (greater wax moth)
Lineage: Eukaryota; Metazoa; Arthropoda; Insecta; Lepidoptera; Pyralidae
Exons: 1
Coding region: 70-408 (112 amino acids)
Source: RefSeq, a predicted model, not a curated record